Molecule: messenger RNA, 1743 nt
Organism: Diversispora eburnea
Lineage: Eukaryota; Fungi; Glomeromycota; Glomeromycetes; Diversisporales; Diversisporaceae
Source: the annotation of a GenBank genome assembly
AUGCGAAGUUCAUUUGGAACUUUAAUAUCUCUUCUACUUAUUCCUUUAACAUUAAUAAGUUGGUAUAGAGCUUAUAAUUUAUAUAAUGAAGCAAACUCUAAUUUAUAUGAAAGUGAUUUCAUAAAACCUUUACAAGAUGACUUGAAAUUUUAUGGUUCAAAGUCGAAGAAUGGGAAUAAUUUGAACAUUCCGAAAUUUAAUAAUCUUACUAUUGAUGAUAAACUUGAUAACAUAUCCGAUUUACAUAUAUCUAAAUUUCAUAAAACUGGUGGGACUUCUCAUUUUUUACAUUUUCUUGCGACAAUACUUCCGGUAGUAUCACCAUCAUUUGUUUUGGUUACCGGAGAUUUAACUGAUGGAAAAGAUGUGGAUGGCAUUACAUCUCAACAAUUAAUUGAAGAAUGGACAUCCUAUCAGACGGCAUUAAAGGAAUCUGGUGUUCUCGAUCGUCCAAAUUAUUGGUUUGAUUUAAGGGGUAAUCAUGAUUGCUUCAAUGUUCUUUCAUGGGAAAGCGAACAAAAUCUAUUUAAAAAAUUUAGCGCCGUAAAACAACAAGGAUUUGAUUUUAUAAUAGAAAAAGAGUUUGGAAAUUAUAGAUUCCUUGGAAUAGAUGCCUGUCCUAAAAUAGGUCCCGCUAGACCUUUUAAUUUUUUCGGAUAUUAUGAAACAGAAGAUAUGGAUCCGACAACAUUAUUUGGUGAAACAUCAAAAGGAGAAACCUUUGACGACAUAGCAAAACAUAUUAGUGUCUAUAUGUGUGGACAUUUACAUAAAUUAGCGUGGGGUUUAGGAGAUCAUUUACAGACAUAUCAACCUAGUCAUUACCUUGAAUUGGAAAUAGGAGAUAUGAAACUUAAUGCAAUUUAUCGUAUUAUAGCUAUUGACCAUGAUUUAAUAAGCUUUGUUGAUUUAAUGUUACCUUUACCCAAAAUUCCAUUAACUUCAUUACCAUUACCUGCUGAAGGAAAUUCAAUUUUGCCUGAUAAAUUAAAUUUCUCACCAACAAUAUUAAUCACAAAUCCUAAAGAUUCCCGUUUUCUAAUGAAAUAUCAUGAACCUGUUGAUCGUAUAAAAGAAAGUACACAUAUUAGAAUGUUGAUAUUUGCUGAUCAUGAAGUGAAUUCAGUUGAAAUAUUUUUUAAUCAAAUCAAACAUCAAGAAGACGUAGUUUAUAAAGGUAAUUCAAAAAAUGAUGAGAAUAAUGAAUAUAUUCCGCUUUGGGUUUCUAAAUGGAAUCCAGAAAAGUUUGAUGACGGGAAAGAGCAUAAAAUUACUGUCAAAGUGAGUGACAUAUUAGGAAAUGUAGGUGAAAGUGAAUUAAUAUUUCGUGUAGAUGGUAAAAGAAGUGAUAUGGGAGGUGGUAUAAGUAACAUGAUUCCAUCAACAAUUUAUGAAGGUAAAGAUGGUUCUGGAUUAUUUUGGUUAUAUGGAAUACAAUAUUUAUCUAAUUCUAAAUGGUAUCCAAUAUUUGAUACAUGGAGAUAUGCAGUAGAAGAACAAAUGUUAUUUUCAGUUGAUUUAGUAUUAUUAUGGUUAAUGAUUAUAACAGGUGAAAGAAAAAUUAAAACUAGUUUGUGGAUAGUUGGUUUAACUUAUUGGUUAUGGAGAGGUACUGAAUUAAUUAGAAUAGCAAGAAUUUUUGGUUCAGUAGCUGUUUGGUUUAAUGUACAAACUUUUUGGUGGGGAUUUUGGGGAUUUUACUAUUUUCAUUUAAUAAUAGAUUAUUAUAUAGAUUAUCAUUGA